Agelaius phoeniceus (red-winged blackbird) is the source of this 432-nucleotide messenger RNA. NCBI's taxonomy places the organism in Eukaryota, Metazoa, Chordata, Aves, Passeriformes, Icteridae. The record is from RefSeq and is a predicted model, not a curated record.
AUGGGGACAACGGGCAGAGCCCCCCAGACUCCAGCCCCCGGCCAGCCCCCGGGGGUCCCCGCUGGUGACACCACCCAGCCGCACUACGCCGUGGUGAAGAAGCUGCGCACCUACUCGGGCGCCCAGCGCUACUGCCAGGACGUGUACCGGGGCCGGCUGGCCUCCGUGCACAGCGCUGCCCGCAACCAGGAGCUGCAGAAACUGGCACGAACCUACCACAUCACCAUCUCACCCUGGAUUGGAGCUGUCACCAGCCGCAGGGCAGGGCAGUGGGAGUCCUACUGGGAGGACUCCAGCCCCUGGAACUACGCGAACUGGGCGCCCACCCACCCCUUCCACAUUGUCACCACCUGCACCACCCUCAGUGUCCGAGAUGGGCUCUGGCGAAGCCGCUUCUGCUUCCAGCUGCGCCCCUUCAUCUGCCAGUACUGA